AUGUUUCUUUUUAGUUGUCUUGUCGUCGAAGAUGAUGAUGAUGAUUGUUUUUCAUUUAAACCACGAUCAUCUACUUAUAUUGUGAUGGAUGAUGAUAAAGAACUUGUCGAAUUAGAUGACAUCGUAACUAGUUCACUAGUCGACGGCACAAAAUUGGAUGAUAAUGUUGGAUUUGUUGCUGCAGUUGAAACUGAUGAUGAUUAUUGA
Messenger RNA from Rotaria sordida, 207 nucleotides. Lineage: Eukaryota; Metazoa; Rotifera; Eurotatoria; Philodinida; Philodinidae. The record is from the annotation of a GenBank genome assembly.